Zygotorulaspora mrakii is the source of this 6300-nucleotide messenger RNA. It is a transcript of the gene FAB1, whose product is annotated as 1-phosphatidylinositol-3-phosphate 5-kinase. The record is from RefSeq and is a predicted model, not a curated record. Gene Ontology annotation, cellular component: fungal-type vacuole membrane; endosome membrane. Gene Ontology annotation, molecular function: 1-phosphatidylinositol-3-phosphate 5-kinase activity; ATP binding; metal ion binding. Gene Ontology annotation, biological process: phosphatidylinositol phosphate biosynthetic process. The transcript has a single exon. The coding region runs from base 1 to 6300 and encodes 2099 amino acids. Lineage: Eukaryota; Fungi; Ascomycota; Saccharomycetes; Saccharomycetales; Saccharomycetaceae.
AUGAAAAACUCCAGAGAUUCAAGGCUCGGUUCUUUCGAUAGCACUGUUAUCAAGACGAAAUCUAACCAUGAUAAACCAGAAUUUCUCGCUUCAGAAGCCCUAAAACCAAGAACAACUACAGACUUAGACACCAAUCCAGUACUAAGCAAUAUUUCUGUACCGACUGCCAUAAAUUUAAGUGGUAAAAAUACAUCCGCGGAAGAAAGUGAAAGUAUAGAACAGAUUGUUGUUGGUGGGGUAGAUCAGGCUAGUGUCUACUCCACCGAAUCUAGGUUAUGUUCUGGAGGAGUUGACUGUGAUGAAAGCUUGACACUUGAGAAGAGCGAUGAUGGUGGAAUCAACAGGUCGCCUAUUUAUAAGAAUUUGCGUGCGCCAAAUGGCCAUCCUAAGCCGCUUACGUUUUCCAUCAAUAAUGAUGCAAAUUACAAGCGUUCCAGCAUUUACGAAUCCAAAUCCACUGUUACGGCCAUUCCCAUAAGAAAUCCGCUCAGCAAUGCCAAGUCGAAUCAUUGGGAUAACGAAGAUGCCUUCUCUACUAGGAGUGGAUCUUCAUCGAUGACAGCAUCUCUAUCGAGAAGCUUCUUAUUUGGGUUUUACAACAACGAAACUAAAAAUAGGCAGAACACUAAGGGGAUAAUUUCCAAAGAAUACUGGAUGAAGGACGAUAGUGCAAAGGAGUGUUUUGCCUGCGGUAAAAGAUUCAACACAUUCAGAAGAAGGCAUCAUUGCCGAAUAUGCGGGCAAAUUUUCUGCAGUAGUUGUACUUUAAUCAUAUCAGGAGAGAGGUUUGGAUACGAUGGCAGAAUGAGAGUGUGUUACAACUGUUAUGAACAUGCAGAUAAUUACGAGGAUUCUAGUGACGAUGAGUCCUAUGCAGAUCAGAUUAGCCAUAAUAAUGAUGGAGAUAGGCUAAUUUUUUCUAGUCAAGAGAACCCUUCAGAGAAUAAUGUAUCCAAAGAGCAUGAAUAUAAAGAUGGUGUUGAAAGAGAUGAGUUUCCAGUGCAGCAGGAACUGAUAUUCAGAAACAAUGAGGAUGCACAAAGUAUUUUAACAAACUCAGAAGACACCAAACUUUUCACAUCCACUCCUCCACCACCGCCAAAAAUGGCGAUACCUGCCACACGGCAGGGAGAGUCUUUGGAGAUUUCUUUCCCAUCUAAUCGAAAUCGUGCCGACAGUUGGCACAAUGAGCUCAAUAGGAAUAACGGUUACGGCACCAAAGACAGGUACACAAUUAAAAAUGUUGAUAUGAUAACACCAUAUGGUCAAAGCUUUGCGUCAUCAAACCAACUAAAUCACAAAGGGGGGCAUAAAGUGGGAAGACGCUCCUUGAGAAGAACAAUUUUCAACUCUGGUGGUUUUAACAGACCCCCUAUGGAGAAAACUCAAACUGGAAAUGCUGAUAGCAUUAUUGGCAAUGCUGGUAGUAAAAAUUUCAAAUUUGAAUUCAAUUACAUGAAAGGGCGUAGGGCAUCCAUGGGUUCCGAUAUGAGAGAGAUAACACCGAUGGCAGAACCUUCGGAGCUAGGGGGAUACAAGAACCGCAUCUCCUCUCCGGAUGCCGACACCUCAGAAGAUGAGGCUUCUAUGUCAAUAUAUUCUUCUUUAAAUGGCGGGUCUCAUUCGAGCAACCCAAUUAGAUCUAUGCGAACCUCAACCAAAUCCACCCAAAGAGCUGAAGCAUCGCUACAAAGAAUGAAGUUUAGAAGGAAGAGUAAGAGUAAGCCAAAUCUGUACAACUCUGAAUCUUUAUACAAAGAACUCACUUCUCUAACUAACAGCUCACCAAAUUUGGUCUCUAUUGUUAAUGAAGAUGCAGACUUUGCACCGUCUUCCAGCACUACGUCUCUGGCAACUAAGGCAAAAAAGCAGACUGCAAACGGUGGCCAAUGGAGAAGGGUAUCAAGUCUUUCUGGAUAUUUAACAUCUGUGGAAAAUAAAAAUGCGCUAAACGAAGUAUCAAAUCUUCACUUAGAGGCUCUGCUUCAACAAGUUCUCGGGGACCAAAACUUUUCAAAGGCUCAAGAGUGGGCCAAUUUACUGCGAGGGUUUCUUACUAAAGCACAAAAUAUCUCUUUGAAUGUGAAAGAUUCUAACACGCUAGAUUUCCGACAGAAUUAUGUUAAAAUAAAACGAAUCAGUGGAGGAAACUUGAAAUUUUCCAAAUAUAUAAAUGGAAUAAUCUUCUCCAAAGAGGCACCCUGCAAAAAUAUGCCUAGGAUGUUGAAAAAUCCUAGAAUUCUGUUAAUUAUGUUCGCGCUAGAAUAUCAAAGAACAGAAAAUCACUUCUUGAGUAUCGAAACUGUGUUUGCGCAAGAAAGGGAAUACCUUGAUAAAUUGGUAUCCAGAUUAACAUCUCUGAGCCCCAGUGUUCUUUUCGUGGGAGCAAACGUUAGUGGUUAUGCUUUAGAGCUUCUUAACAAGGCCGGUGUAGUUGUACAAUUCAAUGUGAAACCUCAAGUUAUUGAGCGUAUUGCGAAACUAACAGAGGCAGAUAUUGCUAUAUCCGUUGAUAAACUCGCAGCAAAUGUGAAGAUGGGUGAAUGUGAAAAGUUUGAAUUAAAAUCCUUCGUCUUUGGUAACGUCUGUAAAACAUAUACUUUUUUGGAAGGAUGCAAGGCAUCACUUGGUGGCACCAUAUUGUUGAGAGGUGAGACCCCAGAGAUAUUGAGGAAAUUGAAAGACGUAUCUGAAUUUAUGGUUUAUGUUUUGUUCUCUCUUAAAUUGGAAAGUUCGUUAUUCAAUGAUAAUUUCCUCCAGCUAUCCCCUUCAUACUAUUUGAAGGAGCAGGAAAGAAGGAGGAAUGAAAAGGUUACAGGCUAUUUUGCCGAUUUUUUAGAGAAAUUCAAUUCUAGAAUUCUGACCGUUUCGCCAACGGUUGAGUUCCCAAUACCCUUUCUUUUGAAACGAGCAAGGGAGUUAGGAUGCGAAUUGCAAGCUAAGAGAAAAGAAAAUGAAAAAUAUGCUGAGACGGAAAAUAUACAGCUAAACGAGAAAACCGCUAAAGUUUUUGGCUUCGAAUCAUUGGCCCUAGCCUCUUCAUUAACUCAAAAAGACUUCAGAUAUUUGAUUAAGUUCAUUCACAAAAAAGAAUUGGAGAAUUUGGAACUUCAGUUCCAAAAGAGAAGUCGACAAUGGGAAGUUUCAUAUGCUCAAUCGAGAAAUAUGCUAGGAACUGGAUCUCACCAAUGUAUUACAGUUCUUUACUCCAUGGUUUCCACUAAAACAGCUAUUCCAUGCGUUGGUCCUCAACUGGUGACAAUUGAUUUUUUUUGGGAUAGUGACAUUUCGAUAGGUCAAUUCAUAGAAAAUCUGGUGGCGACUGCAUCGUAUCCAUGCCAUCAAGGCUGUGGUGGCUCUCUACGAGACCACUAUAGAAGUUAUGUUCAUGGAUCUGGUAAAGUUGAUGUGUUGAUCGAAAAAUUUCAAACACGCCUACCUAAACUGAAAGAUAUAAUCCUGACAUGGAGCUAUUGCAAAAAAUGCGCAGCGACAUCACCUAUUUUGCAAAUGAGUGAGAAAACCUGGAACUACUCGUUUGGAAAGUAUCUCGAAGUGUUGUUCUGGAGUAAAAGGGAGUGUGUCUCUGGAAUUGGUCAAUGCUCUCAUGAUUUCACAAAAGAUCAUGUUCAGUAUUUUGCUCUUAAUGAUAUAGUCGCAAGAAUGGAAUAUUCUGACUUGGAAGUUCAUGAGCUGGUAACGCCUCCCCGCAAAAUUACUUGGACACCUUAUAAAGAUAUUAAAAUGAAAGUCGAACUCUACUACCAGAUUCUCGAUAAAAUAAACUUAUUUUAUGACAGUGUCUCGAAUCGUCUGAGUCGUGUUAAGCUGGAUAGCAUGUGUGGCGAUAAACUUGUCGCAGGACAGGAGAGAAUAACUGAGCUUAAAGCACGUCUCAACGAAGAAAAGAAUAUCAUACUUCAAGAUUUAGACAAGCUCUAUCGAAAUGACCCGGGUGACGAACAUAUGAGCUUGAACAUUAUAAUGAAAGCGCUACACGAUAGAGCAGUCAAUUGGGAUUCAGAUUUUACCGACUUCGGCAAAAAUUUCCUACCAUCUGAAAACGAUAUCACCAGAAUAACUUCACAUCAACUUAAAAAGCUAUUUUCCGAUUUUGGCAGAGAUAUUGAUCAGAUUGAAGAUGAUGAAGCCAAAAAAAAGUCAAAGAAGCAAGAGCUUGUAGAAAGUGCGGAAAAAGCAGCUAGUCUUCUAAAUAACGGCAAUGAUGCAAAAUCUUUUCCCCAACCACAUAUUGCAAGAGAAACUCAUCCUGAUGCUCACGAUCUUUUAGAGCUUACAAAUAAGCAGUCCAAAGGGAACGCUGAUUUUGACUACGCAUUAAAGCCUAUUAAUUAUGCGGUGGUAGAUGCAGCACAAGAGGGAGGCGGAAGACCAGGUCUGAAUCGCACCUCAUCAUCUUUCAAUAAAUCAUUCGAUAAAGGCGUGUUUUCAGAUAUUCAAAACUCUGCAGCAAUUAGUGGUGCCAGUAGUCCUCUGUCAAAUGGGAAAGGUUAUAAUGCAAAUAGUAAAGUUGGUCAGUUGGCAAACUUUUUUGACCAAAUGCAUUUUGACGCCUUAUCAAAGGAAUUUGAGCUUGAACGAGAAAGAGAAAGAAUUCAGCUGAAUAAAAAUAAAUAUCAAGCUUCAAGGGUUCACACUUCAACACCGAUUGUAGAGAUAUACAAGAACGUGAAAGAUGCAGUGGAUGAGCCUCUGCACGAUCUUGAUCUGGCUUCUCUCAAAAAUCUGAAAUCGCGUAAUCAUGCAGGGAAAAAAAAUUCGACAUUGAAGGAAGACGGUGUUGAUAACAAGCUUGAAAAUGAGCUCGAGACGUCGAUUAAUCAAUGGGGCGACGAAAUUAUUAAUAAAGAUCAUACAACAGUAGAACCGGGUGUUCCUACCCCAAAUAUUGUUGUGUCGAGUGAGACAAAGGAGAAAACUACCAGUGAACCUCUACCACCAGUAAUGACUACGACAAAUGUCAGUAAAGAUAGUUCCGAUACUCCACCCGAAAAAUCUUUACUGAUUAAGGCGUUGACGAACUUUUGGGCAGAUAGAUCUGCAUCUCUGUGGAAACCACUUGAUUAUCCGACAUCACCAACAGAGCAUAUAUUUGUAGAUAGUGAUGUGAUCAUUAGAGAAGAUGAACCAAGCUCACUGAUUUCAUUCUGUCUGAGCACUUCUGAUUAUAAGCAGAAGAUGGCAAAAUUGGAUCAACAGGAACAUAUUGGAAGCACAAACGUCGAUGCUUCAGUCAACACAACCACUCAAGCUUCUGAUAUUUCUGCUUCAGAAAACCAAUCAAACAGCUCUCUGCGUGAGACAACGUCUGGAAGUAUAAAGCACAGCCCUCCACCUCAAAUGAAUAGACAAUCCUCACAUUCUUUUCAAAAUGGCAAAGAUAAUUUGGAGGCAGUCAUGACAAAAUCCACAGGUGUGCAUCUUAGAUAUCAAUUCGAGGAUGGCCUAACGGUAAUGUCCUGUAAGAUUUUUUUUGCAGAACAUUUUGAUGCUUUCAGAAGGAUUUGUGGCUGUAACGACAAAUUUAUUCAAAGUUUAUCUAGAUGUGUUAAAUGGGAUUCCAGUGGUGGCAAAAGUGGAAGUGGAUUUUUGAAAACUUUGGAUGAUAGAUUUGUCAUCAAGCAACUUUCUCAUGCAGAAUUAGACGCAUUUAUCAAAUUUACGCCCAGCUAUUUCGAGUACAUGGCGCAAGCCAUGUUUCAUGAUUUACCAACAACACUGGCAAAAGUUUUUGGCUUUUAUCAGAUUCAAGUCAAGAGUUCGAUAUCUGGUGCUAAGAGUUAUAAAAUGGAUGUCAUCAUAAUGGAGAAUCUAUUCUACGAAAGGAAAACUACAAGGAUAUUUGACUUGAAGGGAUCAAUGCGUAACAGACAUGUCGAACAGACAGGUAAAGAGAACGAAGUCCUAUUAGACGAAAACAUGAUUGAAUAUAUCUACGAGUCUCCAAUUCAUGUGCGAGAAUACGAUAAGAAGUUACUGAAAGCUUCUCUGUGGAAUGAUACUUUGUUCCUUGCUAAAAUGAAUGUAAUGGAUUACUCACUUGUCGUAGGUAUCGACAAUGAAGGUCACACUUUAACUGUGGGUAUAAUAGAUUUUAUAAGAACUUUUACUUGGGAUAAAAAAUUAGAAAACUGGGUGAAAGAAAAAGGAUUGGUAGGAGGCAGCGGUACAAAGAAGCCAACUGUAGUCACUCCAAAGCAGUACAAAACAAGGUUCCGAGAAGCAAUGGAUAGAUAUAUUUUAAUGGUUCCAGAUCCGUGGUAUCAAGAAAGCACGUAA